CUCAGAGCUCAGCCGAGGGAGAGGACCGAAGAGCCAUGCUUGCGGCGGUGGGCUCCCUGGCGGGCGCCGCCUGGGCAGUGCUCCAUCUCCGCGCCCUCCUGCUGGGUGCCGUCGCCUUUCUGUUCUUUGCUGAUUUCCUCAAAAGACGGCGCCCAAAGAACUACCCGCCAGGUCCCCUACCCCUGCCCUUCGUGGGCAACUUCUUCCAUCUGGACUUUGAGCAGUCGCACCUGACGAUUCAGCGGCUUGUGAAGAAAUAUGGAAACAUUUUGAGCAUGCAGCUAGGUGACUUGCCUGUAGUUGUUAUAACUGGAUUGCCCUUGAUCAAAGAAGUCCUUAUCGACCAGAACCAAGUCUUUGUGAACCGCCCUAUGACUCCUAUCCGAGAACGUAUCUUCAAGAACAAUGGAUUGAUCAUGUCCAGUGGCCAAACAUGGAAGGAGCAAAGAAGGUUCACCCUGGCGACCCUAAGGAACUUUGGUCUAGGAAGGAAGAGCUUAGAGGAACGCAUUCAGGAGGAAGCCCAUCACCUCAUCCAGGCAAUAGAAGAAGAGAAUGGACAGCCUUUCAACCCUCACUUCAAGAUGAACAGUGCAGUUUCCAAUAUUAUUUGCUCUAUCACCUUUGGGAAGCGCUUUGAGUACGAGGAUGAACAGUUUCAGGAAUUGCUGAGGUUGCUGGAUGACGUCACGUGUCUGGAGGCAUCAAUGAGAUGCCAGCUCUACAACAUCUGUCCACGGAUUAUGAAAUUUCUUCCUGGACCUCAUCAAACACUCUUUAGCAACUGGGAGAAACUGAAAUUGUUCAUUGCUCAUAUGACUGAAAACCACAGGAGAGACUGGAAUCCUGCUGAACCAAGAGAUUUUAUUGACGCUUACCUCAAGGAAAUGGAAAAGAAUAGGGGCAAUGCUACUUCAAGUUUCCAUGAAGAAAACCUCAUCUAUAGCACCCUGGACCUCUUCUUUGCUGGAACCGAGACAACUUCAACAACACUGCGCUGGGGUCUGCUUUACUUGGCCCUCAACCCAGAAAUCCAAGAAAAAGUCCAUGCUGAGAUCGACAGGGUGAUUGGCUGGUCACAGCUGCCAAGUAUAGCCACUCGAGAGUCCAUGCCCUAUACCAAUGCCGUCAUUCAUGAGGUGCAGAGAAUGGGAAACAUCAUCCCCCUGAAUGUGCCCAGGGAAGUGACAGGUGAUACCAUGCUUGCUGGAUACUACCUGCCCAAGGGGACCAUGAUCCUGACCAAUCUGACUGCACUGCACAGGGACCCUGCAGAAUGGGCCACCCCUGACACUUUCAAUCCGGAGCAUUUCCUGGAGAAUGGACAGUUUAAGAAAAAGGAAACCUUUCUGCCUUUCUCAGUAGGAAAGCGGGUAUGCCUUGGAGAACAGUUGGCCAAGUCUGAGCUGUUUAUUUUCUUCACUUCCCUUGUGCAAAAAUUUACCUUCAGGCCCCCCAACAAUGAAAAGCUGAGCCUGAAGUUCAGAACGGGCCUCACCAUCUCCCCAGUCAACCACCAACUCUGUGCAGUCCCUCGGUCGUGAAGUUGUUGAGAGGGAGAGGAGAAAGGAAAGCAAGAAGUGCCGUGUCCUCUGAAGGCACUGGCGCCUGCUCAGAAAGGAGGGGAUGGAAUGGAAAGUGACUCUGAGGGACGAUCGUAGGAACUGAACUCAGAGGAAGCAUGAUCCAAAUCCCAGCCUUGCUAGCAGAUCUUUUAUGUUGUGAAUGAUUUACCUUUUCAUCCAAGAGAUGAAAAGCAGAUAAUGAUUCCUCCUCUAAAGGAAUAGCUGCUGUGAGAAUCAGAGGGAAUAAUGGACUUUGAGUGGUUUGGGAAACCAUACAGCUUAUCAUAAAAAUUUUAGCUGAAAUCGGCGUCUUUCCUGCUUGCUUCUUUAGAGGUGGUUUUGCUUCUAGCCUGUGGAGGUGGCUCAGGUCACAGUGGUGCCAAAUGAUUGAUAAGAGUUAGAAUUUGGACGCUGGGGCAGCCAGAGGCUGACCACAAAUGCUCUCACACUUGGUGGCACUAUGCAGGCUUUAUUUUGCUCCCACCUUAGAAUGGCCCUCUGGGAAGUCAGCCAGGCAGCUAUCACUCCCUGUUUAUAUUCAGGUUUCUAUGAGAAGGCAGUUUCUGUGGUUUACCUAACCUAAGGAAACACUACCUUGGCUUUGGAAUCAGGACCAAGCAGAGUGUGACUACUACCAACUAAACCCAGGGAACAGGUUUGGGGAACAAUGUGGAAUUAUGUUCUGUCCUUAAGGGUACCUCUUUGUCUUAAUUCCUCUUUCAGGCAUCUCUUCUCAAGCUGUUCACAUUGGAUUUAACUAUGGGGUGGAGGUGAACUUUUCUUGCAAAUAGAUGGUCAGAUUUUGAAUGGUUAAGUGUUACCAGCCUAAAUUCAACUGGGCCCUGGUGCAAUAUUUUAUAGUAGGGAGCCAGAAAUGCCAGAA
Molecule: messenger RNA, 2448 nt
Organism: Mirounga angustirostris (Northern elephant seal)
Lineage: Eukaryota; Metazoa; Chordata; Mammalia; Carnivora; Phocidae
Product: cytochrome P450 2J2
Exons: 9
Coding region: 36-1544 (502 amino acids)
Biological process (GO): xenobiotic metabolic process
Cellular component (GO): intracellular membrane-bounded organelle; cytoplasm
Molecular function (GO): heme binding; oxidoreductase activity, acting on paired donors, with incorporation or reduction of molecular oxygen, reduced flavin or flavoprotein as one donor, and incorporation of one atom of oxygen; iron ion binding
Source: RefSeq, a predicted model, not a curated record